Paramecium sonneborni is the source of this 1162-nucleotide messenger RNA. The record is from the annotation of a GenBank genome assembly. Lineage: Eukaryota; Ciliophora; Oligohymenophorea; Peniculida; Parameciidae.
AUGGAUUAAUAAAAUUCAGCCAAUCGAGAUGAGAAUUCAGUUUAGGCAAGAUUAAGAAGGAGACGAAAUGAUUCAAAUAAUAGAGAUUAUUCUUGUGGUUGUGGUAAAAGUUAUCUUAGUUAUGCUGCAUUAUAUACUCAUUUAAAGUAAUAAGCUUUUUAUAAUGUAAAGAUAGAAACAUGAUUCAGUAGCUCCUGAUGGAACUUAAUUGCCUAAUAAUGCAAAUUAAAGACCAGGAAGAGGUAGACCAAGAAGAGUAUUUAUGUGCAAUAUAAUACAAAGCAAGAAGAUUAAGAUAGAAAAAGUGCUAAAUCUGAUGAUGGAUAAUCUGAAAGUGGAAAUGAGCCAGAUGAGACAUUAGAAGAGCUUUUAACAUUUUUAGACAGUUUAGGGAGUUUUAGAUAAGUUGAAAAAUUUAAGAAUGAUAUUGAGGCAUAAGUUUUUCUUCUUUAAAAUUUUCCUUGUACUGUUUUUUCAAAUUGUUCUGAAUAUUAAGGAAUAUAUGAUUAAAUUAAAGAUCUUACAAAUGAAAAAGUAGAAUUCAAAUUUUAUAUUAAAGAUAAAAACAUAAGAUAUAGAUUUACUUGCUAAUGAACCUUUUGAUAAUGAUAAAUCUUUAAGAAAAACAAAUGUUACUAAAAUUUUAGCAUAUUUUUUAACUUAAAUAGGUCCAAAGUUAUGUGUUGAAGCAUAUAAAGAAGUAUUUAUUAAUUAAAUUAAAAUAGAUGGCUAUAUUUACAGUUUUUUAUUAAAAAUGUUUGAAUUCUUUAGGUUAUUAAGCACUUUAAAAUUAUUAAUAAGAAAUGAGGAAUGGAGAUAAUAAAUAAUUGGAUAUCAAAGAAGGUUAUAUAUUGAAAAUAUAUAAUAGAGGUUACAUAAAAUUAAGAGUUUUGUGAUGUAUAAAAUGGAGAACAUAUGCUUUUAAUUGCAAAUGAAUUUAUAUUAUCAUUUUUACCAUAGUCUUAUUAAGGAUUGGAGACAAUUGAAAAGAAUUUGAAAAUAUUUGGUAGUAGUGCAGAAAAAUUAAAAAAUGCUGUGUAUGUUACUUAGCAUUUCUCGUAUUGGUUAUAUUCUUUAAAAUUUACAAAUUCAAGAUUGGAUUUUUAUACUGAUGAUGAUUGAUAAUUUGUAAUUAUAAAUUUGUGUUGAAAUAUAUAGAGAG